UGACUUCAUUAUAUAAACAACAUUAACUAACCAACUCAAACAGAAACUACCCCAAACCCCCAAACUCGUUCUUUCUUCCUCCAAAAAAAAAUGAACUGGACUAGAGGCCACACCAUCGGCCGCGGCUCCUCCGCCACCGUCUCUGCCGCCACAUCUCCCCAUUCCGGCAACGUCUUCGCUGUCAAAUCAACCGAGCUCUCUCAAUCCCAAUUCUUACAAAGAGAGCAAAAAAUUCUAUCCACUCUCGUCUCUCCUCAUGUAGUUGAAUACAUUGGGUACGAUAUCACUAAAGAGAAAGACAAGCUCGUAUACAAUUUGCAUAUGGAGUAUGUCCCUGGCGGCACGCUCUCCGACGCAAUUCGUCGCCACGGAGGUGGUGGUGGAGGACGGCUCGAUGAGGCGGUGAUCGGAAAUUAUACCCGCGAAAUUUUGAAAGGCCUAGAGUACAUUCAUUCAAUCGGGGUAGCACAUUGUGAUGUUAAGAGUCAGAACAUUUUGGUUGGGGAAAGUGGUGCCAAGCUGGCAGAUUUUGGUUGUGCCAAGUGGCUCAAUCCGAGGGAGGACAAGGCGGCACCGAUUGGCGGCACGCCGAUGUUUAUGGCUCCGGAGGUGGCGCGUGGGGAAGAACAGGGGUUGUCUGGUGAUAUAUGGGCACUUGGAUGUACCGUGAUUGAAAUGGCCACCGGUGGACGCUCGCCGUGGACACGUGUCGCUGACCCAGUAUCGGUUUUGUACAGAAUUGGAUUUUCCGGGGAAAUACCGGAAUUCCCAGAUUUUCUUUCCAGCCAAGCAAAGGAUUUCUUGGGCAAGUGCUUGAAGAGAGAUCCGAAAGAGCGGUGGACGGCUAAACAACUUCUCAACCACACUUUUCUGGGAGAAUCCAAUUCUCAUACCAAGCAAUUUGUGGGAUUCAAUUCCGAUUCUCCAACAAGUAUACUUGAUCAUGGUGUUUGGAACACAGUAGAAGAGUCAGAGACUUUGGAUUCGGAUUCUCCAGCGAAGAGGAUCGGAGGGUUGUUGUUGUGUUCUGGGGUGGCAAACUGGAGAUGGGAUGAGAAUUGGAUCACAAUUCGAAGCAAUAACAAUGAGCAUUGAGGAAUUAGAAGGAUUUCAUAGAUAGGAAUGUUAGUUGUAGAAAUAGCAUUAGUAAUAUUUUGAUAGCUUGUACAUGUACAGAGCAUAGGGGUGUCAAUAGCAGUCUCAAUUCUUUUUACCUGUCUAAUGUCAAUUCUUUUAGUUCUCAUAGAAAAAAGUUCAUAUAGUCAGUUGUCUCUAAUUUUCCAUCUGAUAUUCAUUGCUCAAAUUCUCCUC
Camellia sinensis is the source of this 1311-nucleotide messenger RNA. RefSeq names its product mitogen-activated protein kinase kinase kinase 18 (gene MAPKKK18). Gene Ontology annotation, molecular function: ATP binding; protein kinase activity. The record is from RefSeq and is a predicted model, not a curated record. Gene Ontology annotation, biological process: protein phosphorylation; signal transduction. Lineage: Eukaryota; Viridiplantae; Streptophyta; Magnoliopsida; Ericales; Theaceae.